CCGCCGGGAGGAGCGCGGGCGGUUCGGCGGCGGCGCGAUGCCGCUCGCCCAGCUCAAGGAGCCCUGGCCGCUCAUGGAGCUGGUGCCGCUGGACCCGGAGAAUGGACAGGCGUCAGUUGAAGAAGCUGGACUUCAGCCAUCCAAGGAUGAAGGCGUCCUCAAGGAGAUCUCCAUCACACACCACGUCAAGGCUGGCUCCGAGAAGGCUGAUCCAUCCCAGUUUGAGCUCCUUAAGGUUUUGGGCCAGGGAUCCUUUGGCAAAGUCUUCCUGGUGCGCAAGGUCACCCGGCCUGACAGUGGGCACUUGUAUGCCAUGAAAGUGUUAAAGAAGGCAACGUUGAAAGUGCGUGACCGCGUUCGGACCAAGAUGGAAAGAGACAUCCUGGCUGAUGUGAACCACCCUUUCGUGGUGAAGCUGCACUAUGCCUUCCAGACUGAGGGCAAACUCUAUCUCAUUCUGGACUUCCUGCGUGGCGGUGACCUGUUCACACGACUGUCCAAGGAGGUUAUGUUUACAGAAGAGGAUGUCAAGUUUUACCUGGCUGAACUGGCACUGGGUCUGGACCACUUGCACAGCUUGGGCAUCAUUUACAGAGACCUCAAGCCUGAGAACAUCCUUUUGGAUGAGGAGGGCCACAUCAAACUCACUGACUUUGGCCUGAGCAAGGAGGCCAUUGACCACGAGAAGAAGGCCUAUUCAUUCUGCGGGACAGUGGAGUACAUGGCCCCCGAGGUGGUCAACCGCCAGGGCCACACCCACAGUGCAGAUUGGUGGUCCUAUGGGGUGUUGAUGUUUGAGAUGCUGACAGGCUCCCUGCCCUUCCAGGGGAAGGACCGGAAAGAGACCAUGACCUUGAUUUUGAAGGCGAAGCUAGGUAUGCCCCAGUUUCUGAGCACAGAAGCCCAGAGCCUCCUGCGAGCCCUGUUUAAGAGGAAUCCUGCCAAUCGGCUUGGCUCGGGUCCUGACGGGGCAGAGGAAAUCAAGAGGCAUGUCUUCUACUCCUCCAUUGACUGGAAUAAGCUCUACCGUCGUGAGAUCAAGCCACCUUUCAAGCCAGCUGUGGCCCAGCCCGACGACACCUUCUACUUUGACACUGAGUUUACGUCCCGCACACCCCGGGACUCUCCAGGCAUCCCCCCCAGUGCUGGUGCCCAUCAACUGUUCCGUGGCUUCAGCUUCGUGGCCACUGGCCUGAUGGAGGACGACGGCAAGUCCCGGGCCACUCAGGCCCCCCUGCACUCGGUAGUACAGCAACUCCAUGGGAAGAACUUAGUUUUCAGUGAUGGCUACGUGGUAAAAGAGACCAUCGGCGUGGGCUCCUAUUCCGUGUGUAAGCGAUGUGUCCACAAGGCCACCAACAUGGAGUACGCUGUCAAGGUUAUUGACAAGAGCAAACGAGAUCCCUCAGAGGAGAUCGAGAUUCUUCUUCGGUAUGGACAGCACCCCAACAUCAUCACUCUGAAAGAUGUAUAUGAUGAUGGCAAACACGUGUACCUGGUGACAGAGCUGAUGAGGGGCGGCGAGCUGCUGGAUAAGAUCCUGCGACAGAAGUUCUUCUCGGAGCGGGAGGCCAGCUUCGUCCUGCAUACCAUCAGCAAGACCGUGGAGUAUUUGCAUUCCCAGGGGGUCGUCCAUAGGGACCUCAAGCCCAGUAACAUCCUGUAUGUGGAUGAGUCCGGGAACCCCGAGUGCCUGCGCAUCUGUGACUUUGGCUUUGCCAAGCAGCUGCGGGCUGAGAACGGACUUCUCAUGACGCCUUGCUACACAGCCAACUUUGUGGCACCUGAGGGCGCAGGCCAGAGAUGGCUGGACACGAUUGCCUUCCAGUCAUUGGCGAUCAGUGUGGCACUCGGUGGGGCACAGCUGUCUGCCUCCUCGGCGCCCCACCCAUCACCUCCCUGCCCACUGUGUCUCCAGGACUUGGUAUCUAAGAUGCUGCAUGUGGACCCCCACCAGCGCCUCACAGCCAAGCAGGUCCUGCAACACCCGUGGAUCACCCAGAAAGACAAGCUGCCCCAGAGCCAGUUGUCCCACCAAGACCUGCAGCUUGUGAAGGGAGCCAUGGCAGCUACCUACUCUGCGCUCAAUAGCACCAAACCCACUCCCCAGCUGAAGCCGAUUGAGUCAUCUGUCCUGGCCCAGCGGCGGGUGAGGAAGCUGCCGUCCACCACCCUGUGAACCACACUGCAGACAAACUCCUUGGAGGCAGAGUCCUUCCCAGAAGGAACGGGCCUGAGUCGCAGGACCAAGUGAAGUGGAGUCCUAAGGGCCCGGGAAGUAGCCAGCCCAGAUCACCCGAGUGACGGUGUGAAGUGCCUUCCUCCCUAGCACGGACUCCUCUGGGCUCAGGCUCCGUGUGUGAGAUCCAUUCACUGUACAAACUGUUUUCUAAUGGCAUCCUCUACCAUGGAUUUUUACAAGAUCCAUUUGCCUUUCUGGCCGUUGCAGUGUCACAUAGAGACCGUGAUCAGCUUUGGGGGAGUCCCCUAAACGCCCCUCUGUUGGCCGUGGAGCCAUCUGCACACACCUCCAAGAAAGCCCAGUGUUGCCUCUCAGAGUUCGCCCACUGGCUAUUCAGCAGAAACUGGUCCCCGCCUCUCCGUUCUGUUCUGGAGUUCCAGAAACACUUUCCGCGAGGACGCCGCCCUGUCAGCUCCAGGCACCAGCAUCCGCAUUGCCCUUCCACAGUGGCCCCUGCAGUCAGGUCGGACAGCCCCGUGGAGAGGAGGCAGAGAGCACUUUUGGGCAGACUUCCUCCUGUCUGCCGCUGGACAGGGGAGACCAGGGAGUGGGCCACAGGGGACGAGGGCUUUUUCAUUUCCUCAGCUGGUAACUCAGGGUUCAUCUGUCCAAGGCCUUUCUAAUAAACUUACAAUCCAGUCGAA
Molecule: messenger RNA, 2886 nt
Organism: Microtus ochrogaster (prairie vole)
Lineage: Eukaryota; Metazoa; Chordata; Mammalia; Rodentia; Cricetidae
Gene: Rps6ka1
Product: ribosomal protein S6 kinase A1
Exons: 20
Coding region: 38-2179 (713 amino acids)
Biological process (GO): intracellular signal transduction; protein phosphorylation
Molecular function (GO): magnesium ion binding; protein serine/threonine kinase activity; ATP binding
Source: RefSeq, a predicted model, not a curated record